AACCCAAAACCUCUCCGUAAUUUGCCGCACGCCCACACCCUCCGCUCGCCUCGCGUACAGUCGCCCCGCCCCGUCUUCUUCAAUCUUCAGUUCAGCUUCCUCCCCGCCGGCCGCAUACCUCUUCGCUUGCCCUUCAAGCCGAACGCCCCCCUCUCCGCCGGUGUCCAGUUGCUCGCCCUUCAAGCCAGCCGCCCCCUCUCUGACACUGUCCAGUCGUCGUCCUUCAGAAUUUUGUCCGCCCUCCCUGUCGUCCGCCUUCCCGCUAGCACUUUGGAUUUGGUGUUGAAUUUUUUUUCUGCCUACACUUUGCUUCCAGUUGAUAGACCUGUUUGUUUAGGUUUAACAAACUAAUAAAUUUGUCCAACAAGUCCUCUGGACUUCAUCCCAUAAGAUGGGGUCGGCAUCAAAAAGGGAGAGAAAAUUACAAGCCAUUGGUAGUGGGUCUGAAGAUUUUGAAGACAUUGAUGAUUUUGAACUUCCUGUUGAGGAAGAGGAAUACUUAAGUGACGAAGAUGACAAUUCAGGGAAUGAGGAAGAAGAAGUCGAAGAUGAUGAAGAUGAGGAUGAGGAUGAAGAGCAAUUAGAAGAGGAAGAUGGAGGGGAGGAGGACCGUAAAGAUGCUGAGAUGGAGGAACUUGAGAAAGAAUAUAUGGAUCUUCGUCACCAGGAGCAAGACAUUUUGAAGAAUUUGAGGCAACAUAAGGAUGAGGAUUUUCUUAAGGGUCAAGCAGUGAAGAAUCAAAGGGCUUUGUGGGACAAAAGUCUGGAGCUUAGAUUUUUGCUUCAAAAGGCAUUCUCCAACUCAAAUAGAUUGCCAAAGGAACCAAUUAAGUCCUCAUUUUGUGAAUUAGACAAUGGUGUUGAGGUGGCAUAUUCAGAUUUGAUUACAUCAUCAAAGAAUACUUUGAAUUCUUUAUUGGAACUGCAAGAGGCUUUACUUGAAAAUAAUAAGCAUAUCGUCCAAGCCACCGAUGGAACUACAAAGCUUUUGGAGUCUUCCAGAAUCUCAAAUACUCAUAAUGAAGAUGAUGAAGAUUGGUCCCGAGUUGCUCAGAUGCAUCAGAGGAUAGGUGCUUUCAGAGAUAAGUCAAUUGACAAGUGGCAUAGGAAGACACAAGUUACGACAGGUGCUGCAGCUAUUAAAGGCAAAUUGCAGGCCUUCAAUCAGAAUAUUAGCGAACAAGUAGCUGCAUAUAUGAGAGAUCCAAGUAGGAUGCUUAAUCAAAUGCAGCUUGGGAGAUCAGCCGUACACGUAUUUGGAACGGUUCUUGACGAAAGCAAGAGCAAGGAGCAGGAAGCACAAGUUGAAGGAGGUGACCCUGAACUUUUCGACGACUCUGAAUUCUAUCAGCAAUUAUUGAAGGAGUUCUUUGAGACGAUUGAUCCGAAUUCAUCUGAGACAGCGUUCUAUGCAUUGAAGAAGUUGCAAACAAAGAAGAGAAAGAUAGUUGAUCGGCGAGCAUCAAAGAGUCGGAAGAUAAGAUACACUGUCCACGAAAAGAUUGUGAACUUCAUGACUCCUAUGCCUGUGGAUCUUCACCAAGCCACUCCCAAACUAGUCAACAACAUUUUUGGUCUGAAAUCCCACAUGUCAACUACAACCACGGCCGUUUAGUGCAUCUAUUCCGGCACCCCUCCACUUUUUUGGAAUUUUUCUGUCUUUAACAAGAACUACAAGUCUCUUGAUUAAUUGCAUGUUUGAAUACUUUCAGCUUAAUGUGUUUCUUGUAUUGAACAGUUUUGUUUACAUGUUGAAAUAUCAAUUAUAUACCUCUUUUGCCUA
Cucumis melo (muskmelon) is the source of this 1783-nucleotide messenger RNA. RefSeq lists its product as uncharacterized. Lineage: Eukaryota; Viridiplantae; Streptophyta; Magnoliopsida; Cucurbitales; Cucurbitaceae. The transcript has 14 exons. Gene Ontology annotation, cellular component: nucleolus; nucleus. The record is from RefSeq and is a predicted model, not a curated record. Bases 392 to 1615 code for a protein of 407 amino acids.